Molecule: messenger RNA, 3108 nt
Organism: Oryza sativa Japonica Group (Japanese rice)
Lineage: Eukaryota; Viridiplantae; Streptophyta; Magnoliopsida; Poales; Poaceae
Product: receptor like protein kinase S.2
Biological process (GO): protein phosphorylation
Cellular component (GO): plasma membrane
Molecular function (GO): protein kinase activity; ATP binding
Source: RefSeq, a predicted model, not a curated record
AUGCACGAUGGAUACAUAUCCGAUAGCGUGCUUCCUUGCCUUGCCUCGCCUCCGCCCCCUUUUAUGCCACCCCGUGACAUCACCGUUGGCAUUGCACGAAAUCCAAAUGAAUACAACGUAAACAGCUUCUGCCCGCCGGGCCCCCAUGGCCCCAUCAUCGGCCAUCCGAGUCAACCGAGUGAGCCACCCACCAUACCAGCAGCUCCCACUCGAGGCGGACAUCACAUUAUCGUCUCGUCUUCCCACCAGCACCUGCCGCGCUCUCCCCCCUCGAUUCCCAUUUGAUCCCACACCUCCACCAACUAGCUGCCACGCUCGCUUUCCCCUGCGACAUGCGUGAUGUGUGGGCGCUCCACUUGUUAACCAUCUCGCGCGCACGCCAGGCUCGGCUCCUCGAUCGACGCCAUGUCGCUGCGCCGGCUCUGCUUCGUGCUGCCCAUGGACGCCGACGAGGUGGUGGUGGUAGCUGGCGCUGCUGGUGAGGAGCAGCCUCGACGACGAGGGAUGGCAGCGAGCGGGAGGCUGGCGUCGUACGUCCGCCGCAAGGUCGGCCGCGCGCUGCGGUGCGGGCUCUGCGGCGCCUGGUGCCACCACCGCUCGUCGGGAGUCUGCAGCUUCGAGGACAUCGCCGGCGUGGACGCGGUCGGCGCGGGGAAGCUCGGCGGAGGCGCGGGCGGGAGCCCCAGGAUCUUCAGCUACUCGGAGCUCUACAUCGGGACCAGUGGGUUCAGCGACACGGAGAUCCUGGGCAGCGGAGGGUUCGGGCGGGUGUACCGCGCCGUGCUGCCGAGCGACGGCACGACGGUGGCCGUCAAGUGCGUCGCCGGCCGCGGCGACCGGUUCGAGAAGUCCUUCCUGGCGGAGCUGGCGGCGGUGGCGCGGCUGCGGCACCGCAACCUCGUCCGCCUCCGCGGGUGGUGCGUGCAGGACGAGGAGGAGCUGCUGCUGGUGUACGACUACAUGCCGAACCGCAGCCUCGACCGCCUCCUCUUCAGACCGGCGGCGGCGGCGGCGCCCGCCGCGUCGGCUCCGGCGCUGAGCUGGGACCGGCGACGCCGCAUCGUCUCCGGCCUUGCCGCUGCCCUGUUCUACCUGCACGAGCAGCUCGACACGCAGAUCAUACACCGGGACGUGAAGACCAGCAACGUCAUGCUGGACUCCGAGUACAACGCCCGGCUCGGCGACUUCGGCCUCGCCCGGUGGCUCGAGCACGCCAUGUCCGGCGAGGACGCGCCGCCGCCGCAGCUGGAGGUGUCCCCGUCGCCUCAUUCCGCGCGGUCGUCGUCGUUUGCUUCCGCGAAUUACCAGUUCCGGCUGAUGGACACCAGCCGGAUAGGCGGCACCAUCGGGUACCUUCCGCCGGAGAGCUUCCAGCGCCGGGCCAUGGCAACCGCCAAGUCCGACGUGUUCAGCUUCGGGAUCGUCCUCCUGGAGGUGGCCACAGGGCGGCGAGCGGUCGACCUCGCGUACCCCGACGACCAAAUCUUCAUGCUGGAUUGGGUGCGUCGGUUGUCCGAUGAGGGGAAGCUGCUCGACGCCGGCGACCGCAAGCUGCCGGACGGCAGCUACCCGCUGUUCGACAUGGGCCGUCUCAUACACCUCGGUCUCCUCUGCUCGCUGCACGAUCCUAGGUCUCGUCCCAGCAUGAAGUGGGUGGUGGAGAACCUCUCCGGCAGCUGCUCCGGCGACCUGCCACCGCUUCCGUCCUUCCUAGCUCUCCCAAAGUACGUCUCUCUCACUUCCCCCUCCGAUUCCGGCACGACGACGAACGCCACGGACAGCACGGUCACCUCUGCGUCGAAGCUCUACGGCACGGCGGCCGGGACGACCAUUUACCUCACCGCGGAGAACGGCCACCGCUCCAGAGGUGGCUUGGCUGACAACAGCGGCGGCAGCAGCCAGCGAUCGACGCGGCCGCUGGUGGUGAUCCCCAGCGUCGACACUCCCCGUGAGAUAUCGUACAAGGAGAUCGUCGCGAUCACCAACAACUUCUCCGAGUCGCAGAUGGUGGCGGAGCUCGACUUCGGGACAGGGUACGAGGGCUUCUUGGACAACGGCUAUGGCGGCAAUGGCGCCCGCCGCGACCGCGUCCAUGUCCUCGUGAAGCGGUUCGGCAUGAAGACGUGCCCGGCGCUGCGCGUCCGGUUCGCCAACGAGCUCCGCAACCUCGCGAAGCUGCAGCACCGGAACCUCGUCCAGCUGCGCGGCUGGUGCACGGAGCACGGCGAGAUGCUCGUCGUCUACGACUACUCCCCGGGGAACCUCCUGAGCCACCACCUCCUCCGGCGCGAUGGCGCAGGCGCCGCCGCCGUCCUCCCGUGGCGCCACCGGUACAGCAUCGUCAAGGCCCUCGCGUCCGCAGUCCUGUACCUGCACGAGGAGUGGGACGAGCAGGUCAUCCACCGCAACAUCACGUCGGCGGCGGUGUUCCUGGACCCCGACCGUAACCCGCGGCUCGGGAGCUUCGCGCUGGCCGAGUUCCUGUCAAGGAACGAGAGCCACGGCGGCGCGGGCGGGCACCACGUUGCCCUGCCCGCCACCAGCUCUGCUGCGCGGGGCAUCUUCGGCUACAUGUCGCCGGAGUACAUGGAGACCGGCGAGGCCACCACCAUGGCCGACGUCUACAGCUUCGGCGUGGUGGUGCUGGAGGUGGUGACCGGCGAGAUGGCGGUGGACGUGAGGUCGCCGGAGGUCCUUCUUGUCAGGAGAGCGCAGCGGUGGAAGGAGCAGAGCCGCCCCGUCGAGGCCAUCGUGGACAGACGGCUGGACGGCCAGGUUGAUCGCCCGGAGCUCGAGCGGUUGGUGAGGCUCGGCAUGGCGUGCACCCAGUCUGACCCGGCGGCGCGACCGACGAUGAGGAAGAUAGUGAGCAUCAUGGAUGGCAAUGACGAGAUCUUGAAGAAAUUCGAGCAGAGGAAGCAGCAGAGCAAGGAAGAGUGGGAGACCACAAAUGCUGCUGCUCUGUCCUUAGUAAGAAGACUCCAUGCUCUUGCGAUACACUGAACACAACGUCAAUAUGUAUAUAUUUUCUCUAAUAGAGAAAUAAAUUCUGUUAUUAUAGUUGGACACGAUAUUUUUAUAUAUAUUUAUUAAUUUCGUUCUUCAAAA